Molecule: messenger RNA, 1228 nt
Organism: Haliotis rubra (blacklip abalone)
Lineage: Eukaryota; Metazoa; Mollusca; Gastropoda; Lepetellida; Haliotidae
Product: uracil-DNA glycosylase-like
Exons: 6
Coding region: 282-977 (231 amino acids)
Biological process (GO): base-excision repair; base-excision repair, AP site formation via deaminated base removal
Cellular component (GO): nucleus; mitochondrion
Molecular function (GO): uracil DNA N-glycosylase activity
Source: RefSeq, a predicted model, not a curated record
ACAUUCCACCUGCAUGACUCAAUGUUUAUAUUCAGUACAUCAUAAACUUACGACAACACAAAUAUGUGAGCUGUUAUGCUCAUGUAAGGAACAAAUGCUUUUAGUAUUCUUAAGAAAUAUAGCUCUGAAUAGACACGACACAGUUACAACACUCAGUAGACUUGGCGCAAACUGUUUGUAUUGAUACUUCUGAAAUUAUUGAAUCACAAGGUGGAUUUAGACACGACAUUGUGCUGUUUUCUAGUGUGGCACCUGUAAAAGUGGCAGAAGCGAAAGCAAGCAUGUCGUCAUCAUUUGACCUGAAGUCCCUUCUAACGGAAAGCAGCUGGACAGAAGCCUUACAGGAAGUGUUCCAAGAGCAGUAUUUUGAAGACCUCCAGAAACAGCUGGAGAAAGAUUACUCAGGAACAAAGCAGAUCUUUCCUCCAAAGGAAAAGAUUUUUAAUGCUUUUAACCUGACCCCAAUUGACAAGGUGAGAGUUGUGAUCCUUGGACAAGACCCAUACCACGGUGACGGGCAGGCGGAAGGGCUGGCGUUCUCGAUGCCAGAUGGACUGGCUGUUCCUCCGUCUCUAAAGAACAUCUACAAGGAAUUGACAACAGACAUCCCAGGGUUCAAGACGCCUGCUGGCGGAAGUCUAGAGAAAUGGGCUGUACAAGGAGUGUUCCUUCUCAAUGCUACGCUCACUGUGGAGGCACGCAAACCUGACUCACAUAAAGGCUAUGACUGGCAGAAGCUGACUGACCAGGUCAUCAAGAUCAUCAGUGAUCACUGCCCAUUUGUCGUUUUCAACCUCUGGGGAAACAUUGCUCAGGAAAAGGUCAAACAAAUUGAUGAUAAAAAGCACACAAUCAUUAAGAAUGCUCACCCCUCCCCACUAAGUUUUACCAGGUUCGCAGGCUGUAAGUGUUUCUCUGCCACUAAUGAUGCUCUGCAGAAGAAAGGGUUCUCUCCCAUAAACUGGUCACUGGAGUAACAGGAGCUGUAGCAGCUGGGUCAUGAAGUCACAUGAACUGUAGUAUUUCAGGGCUCCCACUUCAGUGCUCCCUCAGUGCUUGACUAAUUACAUAUUUUUGUCAUUUUUAUUUUUCUUGGUUUCCAUGGAAACGUUUUAGACUGUUCUUAAAAGGGAGUGGUGGGCUUUGCUUCCGGAGCACAACUCGAAAACCGUUUAAUAUCUUUCAACAAAACUUGGCAGAUAUAUCAAACAGAACCUAAAGUGGUGCC